Molecule: messenger RNA, 4100 nt
Organism: Salvelinus fontinalis (brook trout)
Lineage: Eukaryota; Metazoa; Chordata; Actinopteri; Salmoniformes; Salmonidae
Product: transmembrane protein 74B-like
Exons: 2
Coding region: 935-1681 (248 amino acids)
Source: RefSeq, a predicted model, not a curated record
CUAAAUUCGCCUUUGCACUCCUUCAAAACAACACAAUAUUUUGAAACUUUGGCAAAGCGUAAGGUCUACAAAACUUUGUUCACUCUGUAUGUAACAGAUUUUAGUUUGGGGAAGAGAAAAUUGUAUUGAGAUGAAAUGUAAUCCAUCACGUUACAUCGUCUCCCACUGCAGAGUGGACUAAAUUUUGUAGUGAGUGGAAAAGCCAAGGGAAUGCUUUACAUUUAUACAUCCGGUGGAAUUUCUGUCUCAUUGUUCUAUCUGUGAAAUUCACACGUGUGAAUCACGAUAUGCUACAAACUUGAGCCGACUGCGAGCUGGGGUAGGCUAGGUCGUUUCACGUCUCAGGCCCUCGGAGGAAGCCGAUUGAGAGAGGGGUGAAUGUGCUGCUAAAAAAGGCAAAUCCAGGAGGCAAAUCCGGGGGAAACAGGCGAAUAUAAGGAAUGAUUCUACUCGUUCACAAAGAGACAGGCGUGAUUAGAAACGCAGUCCGAUCAAGAAUAGGUCUAUAAGCGUUCUGAGCUUUGAUCAAUGCUGGGAAUAAUAUUUAGAUGUUCAUCCGUAACUGAUUUCUUUAUUGUGUAUAAAAUACAUAAAUAGGCUAUAUAUAGUUAUUUUUAUUUAUUUUUUUACAAAUUAGGAAAAAUUACCGAGGUCCGGAUCUCGUCCUCAUACGUAGUUACAGCUCUGUGUGCAGGUUAUGCUUUUAAUAUGACUGAAGGCUCUACUACCGACUGAAGUGAUGUGCUCGCUUUCAACCACCAAUUUCACGACACUGUUUGUUUGCGCAUGGCCAGUCGCUCUCGAGGUCUUUCCGUCUCACUCGCAACCUGCAUCUUUGUACAAAAAAAAUCUUAGCACUGGUGCAUCAACACCUGGGGUGUUCAGCAAAAUAAUUAAGGGCGAAAUAAUUUAACGACAUGAGCAGAUCCACUGAAUGUCGAUGGAGUCUGUGAAUGCCGUAGAGCUCCAUGAAUUGGGGGAUGGGGACAAGCGCGCUGCCUGCGAGGCCGCUACAACUCCGGGACAGGGACAAGGACCCCGGACAGCGCCCAGAGCUGGAAUCGAGAACACGUCAUAUCAGGAAGAAGAGCACGAGAUGAGGUUCAGUGACCCAGCCAGCUCGACUGUUCAUCGUUCCAUGUCUAAUGAUAGGGGCUACCAGACACAACCCCAGCCUUUCCAGCGAAAUGAACUCUCACCCCGGUCUGAGGAGGGCCAUGUGACUGACUUCAAUGACCAUUCUGUCGACUAUGGGUUUAUAUCUGCCCUGGUGUUCUUGGUGGGUGGAAUAGUACUGGUAAUCAUUGCCUACACCAUCCCCCGAGAGGCUAAGGUCAACCCAGACCUGGUGUCAGCUCGUCAGAUGGAGAAACUGGAGAUGUACUACGCACAACUGGGCUCGCACCUCGACAAGUGUAUCAUAGCAGGCCUGGGACUGUUGACUCUAGGGGGGAUGCUCUUGUCCAUCUUGCUAAUGGUGUCCAUAUGCAAAGGUGAGCUGUACCGCCAGAGGACUUUUGUCCAACCCAGGAAGACGUACGGGUCGAUUCACCUGCGGAUGAGACAGUUGGGCGAGGGGGGAGAAUCUAUUGUUGAAUGUGAACCUAGUCACACUGGCACCACAGCUCCAGCCACAAGUACAGAUGGAACACAGAUGUCCAGUGGGACCCAACAGGAGUAGCACAAUCUGAGCACAUUUCUAUCCCCAGACUAUGUGAAGGGUUGUAAAUCAUUGCUUGAGGGGCUUUGUGAAAAGUGAAGCAAGCAAGGUAAGCUGAAUGUGGUUAAGACUACGAGCACAUCUGGAACUGCACAUCAUGUAUUGAUGGAUGUAGGAUCAAAUCAGAGACUGAGAUGGAUCUGUAUAGGCUAACUUGACAUGCUGUAAACAGAUGGCUAUCAGCUAUCAGCAUCUUUUCAAGACUUGAAUAUAUGUCUGGAUAAUAUAUGUAUCACAUUGUUAAUGAACAAAACAUGUACAAUAUGUAUAGGCCUACAAAUGCUGUUGUUGUUAUUAUUAUUAUCAUGUAAGGAUACAAUGCCUUAAAAAGUUAGUCGCUGUAAAUUGUGUACACAUAUGCUAACAUACUAAGCUCAUGUGAGCCAAUAAGCCAAGUUAAAUAUGUAGCAACUCACUGGAGCCACUUAACCUGUUGGUUGUUAUUAUAACGUGGUCUUGGCAAGAAUAUACAGCAGCACAAACAAAAACAUCUAAGCAAGUGAAAUGUUAGAUUUGCAUCAGAGGCUUUGGCCAGGUUUUUGCUGAAUUUAUGGAAAACAACAGAUUAUUUUAUUUCAUAAUGGUGUAGAAAUAUAUAUACCAAAUGUGGAGAACUGGCAACAACUUUUCCUCCAAAAUGUGUUAAGGAGAAUGUCCAUACACACACCAUCAUGCAAGGUCUUGACCAAAGAAAUGGGGUCAUAAUUAUAUACUAUAAUUGUCCCAGUUGUUUGCUACAAAUUUAGCCUUUAUCUUUAAAAAUACAUUAGAGCCAUUUGGUAACAUAGAUCAAAUAUCAGAGGAGUCCUUAUGAAACUUUGCAAUGGAAUAAUGGCGCUGGAAGAAUAAAUCUCUCUUUCUCCCCCCCCCCCCCCUCUCUUUUCAAAUCAGCAUGUUAAACAGCAGCAGCACAAUAUAUAUUUAUUUAUUAUAAAUAUCAAACAUUCGUGAUAAUGAAAUAUAUCGCCUCCAGAUGACAGUUAUUAUCCAAAUGAAAUAUUACUAUAGACCAAAUUAUUUGAUGCAAACCAAAGGCCUUUUCAAAUGAUUUAAUGGAGAAAGCUAAUCACUUAUAAAGAAAGUGGUAAGAAUAAAGUGCUAGUAUACAGAUUACGAUUUUCUUACCAUCCGGUGAUGCAUUACAUAUAGAGCAACUGAAUGAGACAAUUUAUAAGGCUCAGAAAGCAUAUUAAUGACUAAAAGCGAAGGCUCCUUUAACAUCAACUGAGGCUAAGCAUUUGUCAAUUUGUCUUCUCUUACAAUUCAACUGCGAAGUUGAUAUCCCGUCAGUGUAUGUAAUACAUGUAAUAGCCCAACAUAAAACCAAAUCUAAAUCAGAGUGUAUUAGUCACAUGCACAGGGUUGCAGAUGUGUUUGCAGGGUACAUUGAAAUUUGUAUGCUCAGAGCUCCAACAAUGCAGGUCAACGAGAAGUGAGUGAAACAAUACUAACAAAUAAUAAUAGUAAUAAUACGAAGUAAAAUCAUAUAAAAUCAUUCAAAUGCUGUGUUGUACACUCAUUGUUGGUCCAUAUUGGCAAGUGCACUUUUGGAAAAGAGAAGCACAUUUUCCUGGAAGAAAUGACAAAUGUCUGGCUUACUGCUAUUAGCCAUAUAUACUGUAAGUUAUGUAAAGGUGGCCGUUUGUUUUCAUUUUGAAUCAUGGAGUUAAUAUUAUAUUCACAACAAAUAUAGACAAUAUAUCAGAGAAUUAAGUUUACAGAUAUUUAACAACUAUUUCUAAACAGUGUAUAUACAGAACCAUUGUUGGGUCAAUGUAACGUAGAAAAUAUUUGACCUCCACAAUUGCUGCUGUUCACGUCAUAGGCCUACUCAUAAGUAUUGUACAUUGAUGAAACUUGCAGAGUACUCUAGCCGUAGAUAUCAGUUCAAGGUUUUAGGAGGCUUUUUCUUAUAAUGGUGUUUUCAACCAUCAAUAAAGUGUCUGUCUAUAGGUUACGACCAAGAGUAAUGUUGCAUUGCUUGUUAUUCAAACUGUUAAAAAGAGAGCUUACGUUGAAUGUCCAUGUUAAUCUGAUUGUGUUUGAUGAAUGUUAGGUAAUGUUGUAUUACUACAGAGAUGUUGGACUCAUAAAGGCCCUGCUAGUCUACGUUUUCAGUUAUUACACGUGAAUACAUACAUUUCACGUAUGCACAACUGGAAUACACUUCAAUACCUUCUCACUUAGUUUGGGUACCCGUCUGUUUUUGCCGUCAUGUCAAGGAGCAUGAAUGAAUGUAAACUAUCCCAAAAGGUGAACAACUGUGGCAUCACAAUAAUGCUCACAGUAUUCAUGUUAUGGCUGAUGCAAUACUGAUGUAUGUUGACAUUUGACGAUUGAAUGACGGUUAGCAUGAUAUCGUCUUCACAUUUUACACACA